Amblyraja radiata (thorny skate) is the source of this 1242-nucleotide messenger RNA. Its product is annotated as adhesion G protein-coupled receptor E3-like. The transcript has 9 exons. Gene Ontology annotation, biological process: cell surface receptor signaling pathway; adenylate cyclase-activating G protein-coupled receptor signaling pathway. NCBI's taxonomy places the organism in Eukaryota, Metazoa, Chordata, Chondrichthyes, Rajiformes, Rajidae. Gene Ontology annotation, cellular component: plasma membrane. The record is from RefSeq and is a predicted model, not a curated record. The coding region runs from base 1 to 1242 and encodes 413 amino acids. Gene Ontology annotation, molecular function: G protein-coupled receptor activity.
AUGGAGCCAACGUUGGCGCAGGAGGGAGGCAGAAACGGCACCAGUGUGAAGUUCAAUUCGAAGGUGGUGACGGUGACCAAAGUGGGCGGCAAGAAGCAGGGUCUGACACCAACCCUCAACAUCACCUUCCGUGUGAAGGAGGAGCCGGGCGAUGAUGGCAAUAGGAAGAGACUCUGCGGCACCUGGAUGGGCAACGGCUGGGCAACACAUCAGGAGAGCAGCGGCAACAAGACUCACGCCACCUGUACCUACAACACCCUGUCCAGCUUUGCCCUGCUGCUGGCUCAGUACAAAAUGGACCCGGUGCACAGUACCGCCCUCUGGUGGAUCACUCUGCUGGUGCUGCCCGUGUCUCUCCUCCUCCUCUUGUUGUCUGUAGCAACCUUCUUCUGGUGCAAGGCCAUCCGCGGCCUCUACACGCUGAUCCAAGCGCACCUCUGCCUCAACCUCUUCCUGGCCGAGCUGCUCUUCCUCAUCACCAUGUUCAUCAAACAGCAAUCGAUGGUGUGUGCGUUGGUGCUGGGUAGUCUGCACUACCUGCUGCUGGUGGCGUUCAGCUGGAUGCUGCUGGAGGCCGUACACCUGUGGCUGAUGGUGCUCAACCUGAAGGUGGUGAACUUCACCCGCACACGCGUGAUGAAGCGGCGAUACAUGUACCCUGCCGCCUACCUGUGCCCGGCGCUGGUGGUGACCGUGGCAGCCUCUGUCAACCCCCGCGGCUACUGGAGAUAUGACCGGUGUUGGCUGGAUCUGGAGAAAGGAUUUAUCUGGAGUUUGUUGGGUCCGGUGUCCUUCGUGGUUUUGGUUAACACGGUUUUGUUUGUCAUGAUCAUAUGGAACUUGAGGAACUUGAGGAAUAUCAAGGCUGCCCUGAACACCAAUGUUUCAACCAUCAAGGAUUCCAGGAUACGGACCUUCAAGACCAUGGCCCAAUUCGUUGUGUUGGGCUGCUCAUGGGUCAUUGGACUACUUUUCCAGCUGAACGAGGACACCAUAGUAUUGUCGUACAUAUUCACCAUUGUAAACGUCUCCCAGGGAGUGUUCAUCUUCCUGGUCCACUGUCUGCUGAACCAGCAGGUGAGGAGAGAAUACAGCAACUGGUUCAGCCGUAUGUGCCGAAGGAAGAAGGCAGAGGCGGCAGACAUCCCCUCCCCCAUCGCCAUGAGUGACGGUUUCGAAGACUAUGAGACUGUGAAGACAACUCAGUUGGACAUUCAGAGGGAGAAUAUGGGCUCUGAAUGA